AUGAGCAAAGAUGGCGUCUCCACAGACAAGAUUGCCAAGUGGUGUCGGCUGACUUCCGAUGACGUGGUCGCCGCCCUUGCCAAGAGGCGGCGCACGGAGGACACCCUAGAGGGCGUGACUGAUCGCCAGGCGGCGUCUCACACAGAGGCGGAGGAAGAGGGCAUGGAGUCCUUAGUGAGCCGCCUCCUCUCGGAUCCGGACGAUCUCCUCUGCCCCAUCUUGCACACUCUCAUGGAGCAGCCAGUUGUGGCGGAGGAUGGCUUCACCUACGAGAAGGAGGCGAUUGAGCACGCUUUGAAUCUGCGGCCGAAGAGCCCGAAGACAAAUGAGCCGAUGGGCGACAAGGUCAUUCCCAAUCAGGAGAAGGUUGCAGCUAUCCUCGACUUCAAACAGAAAACCAUCGACGAGAUUCUAUCCGUCGCCUCGCACAUCCCGAGUGAUUUGGCGCAGAAGCUCUUACAGCGAGCCGAGGACUUCAUCCGUCCCAAGCUUCCCGACGGGGCAUACCAGAGGAAGCUUGCAAAAGUGCUCCAGCUGAAAGCUGGUCUGCCCUCUGAGCAAGACGUUGCUGUUUCGCAGCUUCUCUGCCUGCUUGCCGACAACCCGCAGGCCAUGGACGUGAGGCAAUUCCUCGAGAAUUUCUAUACGUGGGAGGUGUGGCCAAUUCUGCGUAGCUGCAGGGUGCACCGGAAAGACGAUCUUGUAGAAGUUCUGCGGAAGGCUGCAUCCACGGCUCCGACUAUGGCUUGUGCCGAAGAUCUGGACAGAUUGCGUGCAUCCAGGCUGGCAGCCGGCGUGAAGGCUCAUGGGGGGGGGUUUCGACAGAAUCUGGCAUCGUUUUGGAAUGUGAACAAGUUGUGGCGUUUCGUGCUGCCACGGGCCUCUGGCUCUGUGGAUUCUGUGACGGAUCCUGGCAUGUGGCUAGAAGGGGCGGCCUUGGUGCUGGCAGGCUUACAUGUGUGGCUUCGAUUAAAAUCCCCGUUUUGCUUGCCAGACGUUCCCGAGAAGCUACUCGCUGAGAGCAUUUCUUGUUUGCGAACGCUUAGCCCAGAAGAUUUUGGAGCGCGGGUGUGUUUGUUUUUUGGCACAGAUGCCGAUGUCUGGAAUGAGAACUCGGACUUGACAGGCUGGACAGAGAACUAUUGUGACCAAGACUUUCUGGCGUCGCUGUUCCUGGAAUUGUCCAGGCGCCGUUCUGGCGACCGGGCAGCCCAAAAGGAAUUGCUUCUGCAAGCCCUAGAUGCGAGCCCUACGCAUGAUCUGGCGCGAGACAGUUUGCUCCAACUUUUUCUGGAAAGCCUGGACAUCGAGGGUUCGGUUGAGGAGGAGCAUGUUUUAAUUACCCUGCUCCUGGCAAAGCACGACCAGGUUCCGGAAGAGACUCUGUCUAAGCUCACCCUGGCACCAGAUCAGGUGAAGGAGCUUAAGCUGGCGCCGCCGACUCUCUUGGGGCUCGCGAACCAGCUUGCUGCAGCAGACAGGUCCGAGCAGGGAGCUCGUCUUGCGGUGCAUGCCGCAACUCAGUUCGAUGCGAUGGGAGACCAGGAGAAUGCGAUGCUUGCCUAUGGCAGGGCCUACAGCAUGGACCGACGCAACGAAGAUGCUUUGCACGGGAUGGUCGGCAGUUGCUCAAGAGUUAUGAAGAUGUGUUCCGAGCUGCAGGUGUGCAUUGAGAACCUGCAAGAGAAGGUACAAAUCUUGCAGAGGCAAAGACUGAGACUAGCGCUGCCGAGCAAGGUGUGGGACAUUCCACCGGAGGAUCUGCGACGUUGCGACACUAUGGUCAGCGGAGAUUAUGUUGAGAGUCCAAUGUUUCACAUUGGAGAUAGCCUCAGCGCAACCUUACGGUACUACCCACGCGGUAGCCAAGCGGGCCAGCGUGCAUUAGCCACAAUCGCUCUGUUGUGCGAUGAUUCCUGCGCAGUGUCCGGCAAAAUCCGGAUAGGCUCCCAAACAGUGGUUCUCCGAGCACGAGUGCCUUCCGACAGGAAGAGCUGGGACAUACCGGCCGCCGACUAUCGCCAGGUCCGUGUGUGGAUCAAGUCAGUGCGACGACAAGACAGUUCGCUGACGCACAAUUUCGUGAUGUGA
Messenger RNA from Symbiodinium necroappetens, 2091 nucleotides. The record is from the annotation of a GenBank genome assembly. NCBI's taxonomy places the organism in Eukaryota, Dinophyceae, Suessiales, Symbiodiniaceae.